AAGAAGACACAAUAUUGAGAUAACUAAUACUCAUAUUCAAAAAAUAUGGAGAUCACUAAAUUUCUAGGGUUCUCCUUCCUUCUCUUUGCCUUCGCAGCAACUUCAUUUCCUGAGGCCGUUCAUGCCAAAGAUGCUGCAGCAGUGCUCGAUGUCUUCGGUAAUGAGGUGCAAGCUGGUGCUCGUUAUAUAAUCGUAGCCCCCUCGAAUGACAAUACAACAACUCUUGCGGUCACUGCGACUGGCAAGAUCAUAUGCAAUUCAGAUGUUAUACUUUCCACUUUGAACGAGAGCCUCCCAAUAACAUUUUCACCAGCUAUAAAAUCCAACGAUGGUGUCAUCCGUGAAGGUUCUUAUCUAAAUGUGAACUUUGAUGCACCCAUGUGUCUGAUGUGGGGCGUGACAACGAUGUGGAUGGUUGAAUUGAGUCCAACAACGGAAGGAUACAUUCUGACCACCGGAGGUGUUGAUAGAUUGAAUCGGUUUAAGAUCACCAAGUAUGAAGGUGAUAAUAGUUUUUAUCAGCUUUCUUUUUGUCCAAUGUCCGAACCCUUCUGUGAAUGCUCAUGCGUCCCAGUUGGCGUCAACAGUGACAAGCACUUGGCUCCCAAUGUCGGCCCUCUUCUUGUGAUGUUCGAACCAGAUGCAUAUUGAUAUUAUCUGCUGCAAUUCUGUAUGAGGGAGUUCGAUUGCCUACUAUCAUGUGUUGGGCAUAAAUAAAACUAAAAUGAAUAAGAAGCUUUUUAGCUUUGGCUUUUCCUUA
Molecule: messenger RNA, 760 nt
Organism: Populus nigra (black poplar)
Lineage: Eukaryota; Viridiplantae; Streptophyta; Magnoliopsida; Malpighiales; Salicaceae
Product: wound-responsive protein GWIN3-like
Exons: 1
Coding region: 46-651 (201 amino acids)
Molecular function (GO): endopeptidase inhibitor activity
Source: RefSeq, a predicted model, not a curated record